This is a messenger RNA of Schistosoma spindalis, 1826 nucleotides long. The record is from the annotation of a GenBank genome assembly. Lineage: Eukaryota; Metazoa; Platyhelminthes; Trematoda; Strigeidida; Schistosomatidae.
UGGUUCUCCAAGGUCAGAUAAACAGCUGUGGGGUCAGACCAAUGGUACAACCGACCUAAUGCAAAAUCAAACAGUAUAGCUAUGGGCAAUUGCCUGAGAUGCAGAAAUAUCGAUUCUUCAGUUGAUGUUGGAAAUAGUGACGCACAAUUACGACUAGAAAGUGAGAGACGACGUAGUCGUUUGCCCCCCUAUUUUGAGAAUGAUCCAAUUAUGCAUCCUACUCCUGGUGUCUCACGACCUAUGUCCCAGUUAACUGAAGAGGAACAAGUGAGAAUCGCUACACGUAUGGGCUUAAUUUCCACACUACCAUUGUUUAAAUUCGAUGAAUCGAAGAGAGAGAAACUAUUUGAAUGUAUAAUAUGUAUGUGUGAAUAUGAAGAAGGUGAAGAACUACGUUAUCUUCCAUGUUUACAUACAUAUCAUCGUGUAUGUAUUGAUGAUUGGUUAAUGCGUGCAUUAACAUGUCCUUCAUGUUUAGAAGAGAUACGUCCUAAUUCACCAGUAAAAAUUCGUUCGAAUAUUAUUAGUCAAAAUACUAUUAAUAAUAAUAAUAAUAAUAAUAAUAAUAAUAAUAAUAAUAAUGAUAAUAAUAAUAAUAAUAAUAAUAAUGAAUCAUCAGAGAAUAAUAAUGUUUCACAUAGAAAUGGUAAUUCUGUGCCUACUUCUUGUCAUCAACAACAACAACAACAUAAUAAUAAUAAUAGUAAUAAUAAUAAUAGUCAAUCAACUCAUGAAUAUAAUAAUAGAAGAACUAGUAUUACUGAACGACGUUCUAGAAAUGUACAAUCAUCAAAUGUAUAUACAAAUUCAGAAACUGUUCAACGUAUAAUUCUGGAACGUUUAAAAAAUCAGAAUAAUAAUAAUAAUAAUGAUACUACUAUUGGCGGUGACAUAUCCAAUCGUAAUUAUAAUAUUUGUCAUAUUAGUAGACAUCGUCAACAUCAACAUCAUCAAUUUCAACAACAUCGACGUACACGAUCAAUUGGUCCUAGUAGAAGAUCAUCUUCUAUAAAUACAUUCAAUAUAACAUUACCUAAUGGUUAUCGUCGUGGUAACAGUGUUACAGCAAUUGAUAUGCUUAAUUCUGUUAUACAAACAACGAAUGAUAAUUUAUAUUCAAUAAAUAAUAAUUAUAUUUAAACCAUGAAUUUUCCAGGUUUGAAAAAAAUGCAUAAAAUACUCCACUUUUUUUUAUUAUUAUUAAUAUUCUCAAUUAUGAAUGGAUCAAUAUUCUAAAUGAAUAUAAGCAACAGCAACGACGACAACAACAACAACAACAAAUGGCUUCAUUUUUAUCCAAAGAAAGUUUUUUUUUCAUAAUCAGCAUUACUUCUUGUUAUUAUUGUUGUUAUCGUUGUUGUUGUUGUUGUGUGGCUUCUCCUUUCUUUUUUUUUCAUUUUUUGUCAAAUGAUUUUGAACAUGUUGUAUGCUUUACAAUAUUCUUAGUAUACAUUUGUAUUUUGUUUCUAUAUAUAUCUGCUACCGGUGUAUAUGUAUGUAUCUAUGCGUGUGUAUGUAUGUAUGUAUGUAAGGAUGGAUGGAUGUAUAUAUAGGUGUUUGGGUAUUUGUAUGUUAUAUUCAUUACUAUUCACUGCCUACAUAAUGCACAACUAUUGUGAUUAUUCUAUUUACCCCUCCCCCUCUCGCCUUCUAUUUUCUUUCAAUGAAGUUCUUUCUCUUUUCUUUUUCUCUUUCAUAUAAUAACUGAACAAAAACUCUAGUCAAUUUUUUAUUAUGACCAAAAAAAAUUAUGCCUUUUUCAUUCAUUUUAAAAUAAACAAAACAAAAAACUUAUUGUUUAUUUUGUUUGUUUGUUUGUUUGUUUG